AAAGUGUAUUCGUGGGUAGGGCAAAAAAAUGCACACUUGACCCUGAACACACACUCGGCAGCUGCUGGGCCUUCUUACUAUCGCCUAUCCAGUUACGCACCUCUUUCCAUUUCUCAUUCGCCGUCGUCACAACUCAUCGUCGUCCGCCGUGUUACCCUCCUCACUCUUGCUUCGGAUUACCUUAAUUGCCGGUCGCAUCCGCCUUCUUUACUACUACCGUUUCAUAUUUAUCUUCUUGUUACAAUGGGAGAUGAUGAUAAAGUCGUUUCUCAAACAUCAACUGUCGAUGAUUAUUCAUCUGCUUCUUAUUCUGCCUCUGAUUAUGGUGAUAGAACUGGAAAUGCUGCUGAAGCCACAGUUAGUGGAGAUGUAGCUGCAUUUGUUGCUACUGACAACACAUAUGUAGAUAACACCACCUCUGACAUUACUGGAAAGUCAGAAGCUACAGAUGUUGGUCAACAGGUUCCAUCUACUGCCUCACAAGAUGUUAGUGAGAAUGGAGUUGGUUCAUACAGUGUUCAUACUUCUGCAUCUACACAGCAAUUGGUGGAUGGUUCUGCAUUAUCUCCUGAAGAAGACCGAUUGUGGAACAUGGUAAAAGCUAAUUCACUGGAUUUUAAUGCUUGGACUGCACUAAUAGAGGAGACAGAGAAAACAUCAGAGGCCAAUGUGUUGAAGAUCAGGAAAGUUUAUGAUGCAUUUUUGGCUGAAUUUCCUCUGUGUUAUGGCUACUGGAAGAAGUAUGCUGAUCAUGAAGCAAGAUUGGGGUCUAUUGAUAAAGUUGUUGAGGUUUAUGAACGUGCAGUUCAAGGGGUAACAUAUUCUGUAGAUAUGUGGCUGCACUACUGUGUUUUCGCCAUAAAUACAUAUGAAGAUCAUGACACCAUAAGGAGGCUAUUUGAAAGGGGUCUAGCUUAUGUUGGAACUGAUUACCUCUCUUUUUCUUUGUGGGAUAAAUACAUUGAAUAUGAGUAUCAACUACAGAAAUGGUCGAAUCUUGCCAUGAUUUACACACGGAUAUUGGAAAUUCCUAAUCAGCAGUUGGAUCGGUAUUUCAACAGCUUUAGGGAAUUAGCUGCUAGUCGCCCUUUAUCAGAACUGAGAACAACUGAAGAAGUUGAAGCUGCAGCAAGGGCAAAAGGGGAAUUCAAGAAUCAAGAAAGUGAGGGUGAGAUCCAUCCGAAUGAUGGAUUAACAGAAGCUAAAGAGUUGGAGAACUAUAUUUCCCUUAGAGAAGAGCUUUAUAAAAAAACUAAAGAUUUCGAUUCUAAAAUCAUAGAUUUUGAAACAGCCAUCAGGAGACCUUAUUAUCAUUUUAGGCCACUUAAUGUUACAGAGCUUGAAAACUGGCAUAACUACCUUGAUUUCAUUGAAGGAUGUGAUGACUUGAAUAAAGUAAUCAAACUAUAUGAAAGAUGUCUAAUUGCUUGUGCAAAUUAUCACGAGUACUGGAUACGUUAUGUUUUGUGCAUGGAAGCUAGAAAAGAUAUGGAUGUUGCCGAAAAUGCCCUUGCUCGUGCUACCCAUGUGUUUGUUAAAAAGCAACCAGAGAUUCAUCUUUUUGCUGCUAGAUUUAGAGAACACAAUGGAAACAUUGAAGGAGCUCGGGCAUCUUAUCAACUUGUUCAUAGUGAAAUAUCUCCUGGUCUUCUAGAAGCAAUUAUCAAGCAUGCUAACAUGGAAUAUCGCCUGGGAAAUCUGGAAGACGCUUGUUCAUUGUAUGAGCAGACUAUUGCAAUUGAGAAAGGGAAAGAGCAUUCACAGAUUCUGCCCUUUUUGUUUGCACAAUAUUCUCGAUUUCUAUACUUGGUUUUGGGAAGGGUAGAAAAGGCAAAAGAGGUUCUAGAUGAAGCUGUUGAGAAUACUGGCCACCUCUCAAAACCACUUUUAGAGGCUUUAAUCCAUGUCGAAUCAAUUCAAUCACUUCCAAAGCGAAUUGAUCAUAUAGAUUCGCUCGUUGAAAAAUUCAUAUCUCCCGAAUCCGAUAAUCCAAAUCCUGCAACUUACAUCGAGAGAGAAGAGCUAUCUAGCAUUUUCUUGGAGUUUGUAGAUCUUUUCGGGGAUGCGGGGUCCAUGAAGAAAGCAGAAGUUCGGCAUUCGAAGCUCUUUUUACCUCAUAAAAGCAGUUCACAAUCCAAAAAGCGCCACCUGGAGGGCAAUUUGGUCUCAGAUAGAGCGAAAAUUGCAAAAACAAGUGCGGUUUCAUCAGUGAACCAGUGGUCUGCAGCAGGUUAUGGUGUGCAGCCUCAAUCUUGGCCACCUACACAACCUCAAGGCCAACAAUGGCCUGCUGCUGGAUACACCCAACAGCAACAGGCUGGUUAUGGCACCACAUAUAAUGCUUCUUAUGGAAGUAGCUAUGUGCAACAACCACAAGCUGCUUACACUUCAUACCCGGUUCAGCAGGUGGCCCCACAAGAAGUUUACCCACAGCCAAGUGUAGCUGCUGCAGCCCCAGUCCCACCUGCAGCAUAUUACGGGACCUACUGACCAUUUUGGUUUGUUUUUGUUUUGUUAAGAGGGUCAACAAGUGUAUCAGUAAUAUAGUUGAAGAGAGACCUAUAAAUAAUUUGUUUUGUUAAAAAGGCUUCUGCUAGAAUAUUUUGUGCA
Molecule: messenger RNA, 2610 nt
Organism: Lactuca sativa (garden lettuce)
Lineage: Eukaryota; Viridiplantae; Streptophyta; Magnoliopsida; Asterales; Asteraceae
Product: pre-mRNA-processing factor 39-1
Biological process (GO): RNA processing; mRNA 5'-splice site recognition
Cellular component (GO): U2-type prespliceosome; commitment complex; U1 snRNP
Molecular function (GO): protein binding; pre-mRNA 5'-splice site binding
Source: RefSeq, a predicted model, not a curated record